Messenger RNA from Aspergillus pseudonomiae, 1208 nucleotides. Its product is annotated as carbon-nitrogen hydrolase family protein. Gene Ontology annotation, molecular function: catalytic activity. The record is from RefSeq and is a predicted model, not a curated record. The transcript has 4 exons. The coding region runs from base 185 to 1147 and encodes 320 amino acids. NCBI's taxonomy places the organism in Eukaryota, Fungi, Ascomycota, Eurotiomycetes, Eurotiales, Aspergillaceae.
CUUCAAGUGAGCGGGGUUCGGAUAUAAGCUUCUUAUCUUCUAUCCGCACAAGACCAUCGGGGUUUGCUUCGGUGACUGCGGUAUCAUGGAUCUAUGUUCCGUCCGUUGAAAAGGAGCUGGUACCCCCCAUGCUCUUCAGUCAGACAUCAAUCUUGCUAUUCAAUCAAUUGCAAAACUACCCAAUAUGGCCCCUGUUUGCGUCGGCACAGUACAAGCCGAACCGGUUUUCCUCGACUUGGACGGUUCCAUCAACAAGACUAUAGACAUAAUCCGGCAGGCUGCCGCGAAAGGCGUGCAAGUCCUAGCCUUUCCCGAGGUUUGGAUCGGCGGGUAUCCCUGGCCAAUCUGGGCAAAAAAUGCAUUCGAAUCCUCCGAAUUCUGUGCGAAGUACAUUGCACACUCUCUCCCCAGAGAUUCCGCACAUAUGCGUCGCAUCCAAGCCGCCUGUAAGGAGUAUUCGAUAUUUGUGGUCCUAGGCUACAGCGAGAAAGACGACGGAAGUGGAAGCAUCUAUAUCUCGCAGGCCUUCAUUAGCUCUACUGGUGAGAUCGUCCAUAAUCGCCGCAAGAUCAAGCCCACGUAUGUCGAGCGCUGUUUGUGGGGUGACGGGCAGGGCGACUCACUCAAGUGUGUGGUCGAUUCGCCCUUUGGAAGAAUCGGCGCUCUGAACUGCUGGGAGAACUUACAGCCCCUGUUGCGGUACUAUGAAUAUUCACAGGGCGUCCAGAUACAUGUCGCAGGUUGGCCGUCUGCCCCAUCGCUUGAGAAGCUUGAAGUCCCCUACCCGUACGGGUGUACGAGCGAGGCUUGCCUGCGGAUCAGUCAGAUGGUGGCGCUAGAGGGCCAAACAUUUGUACUCUGUUCCACGGCGAUUCUGCGUAAAGAGAAGCACGAGAUGAUGGGACUUAAGGAUAAGGGAAUCUUCCAUGAGGAUGAUGGUGGUGUGGCCAUGAUCUUUGGCCCCGAUGGCCGACCGUUGGUCGAGCCCUUACCGCGUGGAGAAGAAGGGAUCUUGACAGCUGAGGUCGACUUGGAGAUGAUCUAUAUGGCGAAGAGUUUGUGCGACCCUGUUGGACAUUACUCUCGUCCAGAUCUGCUAAGCCUCAGGGUGAACUCGGUGAAGGCCGAGGUAGUGCACCAUGUCUGAACAAAUUACGGGAUAAUUUGUGGACAGAUUCGGUAGCAUAGCGAUAUGAUUGAGGUAGGAU